Molecule: messenger RNA, 2022 nt
Organism: Triticum aestivum (bread wheat)
Lineage: Eukaryota; Viridiplantae; Streptophyta; Magnoliopsida; Poales; Poaceae
Product: uridine kinase-like protein 2, chloroplastic
Exons: 14
Coding region: 272-1708 (478 amino acids)
Molecular function (GO): kinase activity; ATP binding
Source: RefSeq, a predicted model, not a curated record
CUCUUCCGCCCGCCACAACCUCCGUGCACCGCUUCUUGGUGCGCCGUCCAGAGACCCGGCCCGCCUCCGCGUCCACGGAGUCCAGCCGCCUCACGGCGGGGUGCACGCGAAGCCGGCUCCACGCAGCGUCCUCCUUUCGCCACCACCACGUCCCCGUCCUCCCUCCCCCACCCAAAACCCGCCUCAUCCCCGUGUCAAAACCUCCGAGCUCGCCACAGCGAUCGCCAGCUCGCCUCGCCCACGCCCACGCCCGCGACCGCGGAGCUGACCCAUGGAGGACGUCCUGGACUCGGCGGUGGGGGCCCACUUCAGCGGCCUCCGCCGCGACUCGCGCCGCCUCUCCUCCUCCCUCCCCUCCUCGCCCUCCUCCGCCACCUGCAACGGCGCGGCCGACGCCUCCGCGGCCGCGCCCAGCGGGCUCGCGUCCCCCACGCCCAGGCAGCCGUUCGUCAUCGGGGUGUGCGGCGGAACGGCGUCGGGGAAGACGACGGUGUGCGACAUGAUCAUCCAGCAGCUCCACGACCACCGCGUCCUGCUCGUCAGCCAGGAUUCGUUCUACCGCGGUUUAACUGAGGAGGAAUCUGAACAUGUGGAAGAGUACAACUUUGAUCACCCUGAUGCAUUUGAUACUGAUCAGCUUCUGGAGUGCAUGGGAAAGCUAAAGAGUGGACAGUCUGUUAAUAUUCCUAUAUAUGAUUUCAAGAAUCAUCGACGAUGCUCUGAGAGCUUUAGAAAGGUCAAUGUAUCAGAUGUCAUCAUUCUGGAGGGCAUUUUGGUUUUUCAUGAUCAAAGGGUGCGUGACUUGAUGGACAUGAAAAUUUUCGUUGACACAGAUGCUGAUAUUAGGCUUGCCCGAAGAAUAAGGCGUGAUACAGUUGAAAGAGGUAGAGAUGUUCUCUCAGUGCUUGAGCAGUACGGGAGGUUUGUGAAGCCCGCCUUUGAUGAUUUUAUCCUGCCUUCCAAGAAGUAUGCUGAUGUGAUCAUACCACGAGGAGGAGAUAACCAUGUUGCCAUUGAUUUAAUUGCGCAACAUAUUCGUACAAAACUUGGACAACAUGACUUGUGCAAAUUAUAUCCAAAUGUUUGUGUAGUUCAGACAACUUUCCAGAUACGGGGAAUGCAUACCCUCAUUCGUGACCGGGAAAUUACGACUCCUGAUUUUGUCUUCUAUUCAGAUCGGCUGAUUCGUCUGGUAGUUGAGCAUGGUCUGGGGAAUUUGCCAUUUACAGAGAAGCAGGUCGUUACACCUACAGGAUCUAUUUAUUCAGGAGUUGACUUCUGCAAGAAGCUCUGUGGAGUGUCGAUUGUUCGAAGUGGUGAAAGCAUGGAGAAUGCUCUGCGUGCUUGUUGUAAGGGGAUAAAAAUAGGUAAAAUCCUAAUACAUCGUGUUGGAGACAACGGACAACAACUCAUAUACCACAAGCUGCCCGAGGAUAUUGCUCAACGUCAUGUUCUACUUAUGGAUCCUGUGCUCGGUACAGGUAACUCAGCAAAUCAAGCUAUACAGCUUCUUAGAAGUACAGGAGUUCCAGAGGACCACAUCAUGUUUCUUAAUCUUAUCUCGGCUCCUGAAGGAAUCCAUUGUGUCUGCAAGCGAUUCCCUGGUGUGAAGAUCGUAACAUCGGAGAUCGACGCCGGGUUGAACGAGGAAUACCGUGUCGUGCCAGGGCUGGGUGAAUACGGCGAUCGCUACUUCGGCACUGACUAAUCGGCUCACGACGCCGCUUCCAUUUGGCGGCGAAGCGAUAGAUGGGGUAGAGCUAACAGGAGAUAUACUGGUGUUUGGUUGUUGUAUACCGGCAGAGUGGAGCGGAGGCAUCACUCUGGCAACCAUUGGAGGCACCAAGGUCACAUGAUGACGUGCAUUAUCAUAAUUCAUAUGGCUAAGAUAGACACUUUGCGCCUUAUGUUCAUGUGACGAGCUUUGCCUUUUUGUGUGUGAGUUUUGAGGCCCUUGGCAUGAUUAUAACUUGGUCCUCAGCAGUUAUAAUGGCUUGAGAAAUGUAUAGCUUGCCUUGGAUU